Molecule: messenger RNA, 2946 nt
Organism: Acanthopagrus latus (yellowfin seabream)
Lineage: Eukaryota; Metazoa; Chordata; Actinopteri; Spariformes; Sparidae
Gene: lmf2a
Product: lipase maturation factor 2a
Exons: 14
Coding region: 209-2389 (726 amino acids)
Biological process (GO): protein maturation
Cellular component (GO): endoplasmic reticulum membrane
Source: RefSeq, a predicted model, not a curated record
AGCACAACGUCCAACUCUAACGGAACGACGGCGCCAUCUUGAGGCCGCUCGAGCGAUUUGUUUAUCAACUGCUCUCCGCUACGUGUCCUCCCGCCUGCGGCUGCGUUAAAUCGCGCUCCCGGUUUCCCGUCCUGCCACUGCAAACAGGCAGCGCGGCACGCAAGCAGUAGAAGCAGCGGCUGUGCCCGUCCACCAGCUCGGCUCAGACAUGGGGGAAGUCAUCCUGCCGCGGCGCAUGUUCCUCUGGUGCAUGGCGCUCAUUUAUCUGACUGCCUUUGUUUCCCUCUAUGUGCAGAUUCCAGGUCUCUACGGUAAUGAGGGUCUGCUGCCUGCUCGUUGGCAGCUGCGCUACAGCGGUAAACCUCUGGGGGAACAGCUGCUGUCCUCUCCCACCCUGCUGUGGCUUGGACCUCGGCUCGGCUUGGAUACGCACACCGCCAUGGAGCUGCUGUGUCUUGUAGGGGCGGCGCUGAGCCUCGCCGCCACGCUGGUGGAAGCUCUCCGGGACAGCGUGGUGUUUUUCUGCCUCUGGGCCUUGUACCUGUCCAUGUACCAGGUGGGCCAAGUAUUUCUUUACUUCCAGUGGGACAACUUGCUUCUGGAGACAGGAUUCCUCUGUAUCCUGGUUGCUCCGCUGACGUUAAUCCGAGGGUCACGAGGGGUCAGAGAGCACGAUCGUGUGACCUUCUGGCUUAUCCGCUGGCUGCUCUUCAGGCUCAUGUUUGCCUCUGGUGUGGUGAAACUCACAUCGCGCUGUCCCACGUGGUGGGGCCUUACAGCUCUGACGUACCAUUAUGAGACUCAGUGUAUCCCCACCCCACUGGCCUGGUUUGCCCAGCAGUUUCCAGUGUGGUGGCAGAAGCUGAGUGUGAUGGGGACCUACGUCAUAGAGAUCGCUGUACCCCUGCUUUUCUUCAGCCCGCUGCGCAGACUCCGGCUCGGGUCUUUUUACUUGCAGGUGCUGCUGCAAGUCCUCAUCAUUCUAACAGGCAACUACAACUUCUUCAACCUGCUGACUUUGACCCUCUGUCUGUCGCUUCUGGAUGAUCAGCACGUACGCUUCUGGCUACGCAAGGCAGACAAGAUCAGCAACAAUGACUCCAAGCUGUGGUCGUGGCUGUGUUACCUGGUGGAGCUGGCAGUCUGGGCUCUCAUGAUCUUUGGAACAAUCGUGUUGUUUGACCUGCAGCUGGAUCCAAAGAAGAACGCCAUCUCUUCCAGGACAGCAUUCACAUACCACCACUUUAACCAGUUUCUCAAGACUGUCACCAUCCCCUGUAUCUGGAUUGGUGUCCUCUCCCUCACCUGGGAGAUUGUCACAUCCAUGUUCAGAUGUGCGUGUGUCUCUGGCUUCCUGAGGAGGUUUUGUGGAACUGUCCAGUGGACUUUGUUUGCUGCUGCCACCGCUGCUAUGUUCACUGUUAGUCUGGUGCCAUUCACCUACAUAGAGUUUGACUCUCAUGGCAGGUUGUGGCCAGGAGUGCGUCGGGCCUAUGAGGCGACGGAUCGCUUCCAGCUGGUCAACUCAUACGGCCUAUUCAGAAGGAUGACCGGAGUCGGUGGACGGCCGGAGGUCGUCAUCGAGGGAAGCAACGACGGAGUGUCAUGGACAGAGAUUGAGUUCAUGUACAAGCCAGGCAACCUAAGUGCGCCUCCUGCUGUGGUGACCCCUCACCAGCCCAGGUUGGACUGGCAGAUGUGGUUUGCUGCCCUCGGGACUCACACUCAGGCUCCAUGGUUCACCAGCCUCAUUUACAGACUGCUGCAGGGCAAAAGAGAUGUGAUCGAGUUGAUCCAGACAGAUGUGUCUCAGUAUCCGUUCCACCAGCAGCCUCCUGCUUUCCUUCGAGCCCACCGCUACAGAUACUGGUUCACUGAACCAAAGGCUGACGGCUCUUACCCGGAGCGUUGGUGGAGGAGGGUCUACGAUGAGGAGUUUUAUCCCACAGUGCACCUGGGCAAUGCCUUCCUGGAGAACAUGCUCAACCAGUACGGACUCAAGGACAAAUCGCCUGUACGUCGCAUGUCCAACACCACUGUUGCUCAGGCGGUCAGGUGGGUGCGCUCUCAGGUCAGAGGUGUUCCCGCCCCCACGCUAAUCUGGACCCUCAUUGCGUGCAGCACCAUCAUCUGUCUCCUUCAAGGAUUACAAAACAGGAGCAAACACAAAACUGUCAGCAGUCAGAGUGAUCAUGUACCUGACAGCUCUUCAGACCUUUGUGGGGAGUCAGAUGAACAGCAGGCAGCCGAAGAGGAGGAGAAGGAGGGGGAGGAUGAGGGGGAUGAGGGGGAAGCAGAGGAGAAAGAUACUGUUGGUGAUCAUGAACAGGAUGAGGAGCAAGAGGAGGAGGAGGAGGAGGAGGGGGAGGAGGAGGAAAUAAAAAGAUGAGAAAAGAAGCAGGUAAUAGACGCAGUUGACUGAUCUGAUCACCGGCCUUCGUAAAAUGUUCUCACAACGACCAAAGAAAGUGUUCUUUUGUAUAUUUGUAUUUCUGAGCAGGUCAAUCAUAGAAAACCAUUUGCCUUCUUCCACUUUCACCCUACUGCAGUACACUGUUCAUAUAUCAGCUAUACAUCAUAAACCGAUCACUUAGUUCAGCAAAUCUUGCCAGAUUUUAAAACCUAAAAGUGAGAUCCGAUCAUGUUAAAAAAGAAAUUGAGAAAUAUAGAAUUUAAAAUGAUAAAACGGGUUAUGUGUCUCCUGUCUAGAGAGUAAGAGUAUAUUUUGUUUGUGUCACUUUUUUUUUCGGUCCCCUGUCUGUGGUGUGUGUUGGUGCCCUUUUUAUAUUUGUCACUGUGAUUUCUUACUGUACGUACUGAACUAAAACUCUGCACUUUUUUUUUUCACAAACGUGUCUUUUUUCAUUUGUUAGAAAAGAAACAACACACAUAGAUUUAGUACUUUUAAUAUGAUUUUUAUAACAUUAAAAUACAUUAAAAUAUAAA